Molecule: messenger RNA, 2302 nt
Organism: Effrenium voratum
Lineage: Eukaryota; Dinophyceae; Suessiales; Symbiodiniaceae
Source: the annotation of a GenBank genome assembly
AGCCUACGAUCGAACCUUCAGCCCGCCCCGGCCAAUGCAUGGCUGAAAAGACGGAGACUCGCGAACGGCUCACCUUGGAGGACUUCGACUCCCAUGAGGCCGCCUUCGACCCAGUGGCAUGGCUGAACUCCAGGCUCUCCAAGAGCAAUGUGCCCUUCGAGAAGCUGGAUCAGCACUUGGCCUCCCUGAGCAUGAGCUGUCAGCUCCUCUGCCAGGACACCUCUGAGUCCAUCGAGUUGGCAAGCAACCAGCUGGUCUCGCAGCUGAAGCCUUCGGCCAGGGAUUUGGAGCGCAUGCGUCAGGAGGCAUCCAAGGGCUAUGGUCGCCUCGGGGACGUGCUGGAAGGAAUGAAGGAUGCCGACCAGCGGAAGCGCUCCGGUUUGCGGGGCCUGGCGGAGAUCGACGCCGUGAAGACACGAGUCGAGACUGCCUGCAGCGCCUUACGCGAGGUGGGCUCCUGGGACCGAAAGGUCAAGGACUGCGAGUCCCUGGUUCACGCUGGCAAUCUGCCGGAGGCACUUGGACAGCUAGUGGGACUGAAAGGCGUGCUAGAUGCCUUCCGGAUGCUGCCAGAGUUUGCCCGCAAGUCCGAGCAACUGACAAAGCUGCAGGAGCAGCUGCUCUCGGCGGCCCGGCGCCGCGCCCGCGCCGCCGUGGAGCGCAGCAGCGCGGAGGAGCUCCGGGCCUGCCGCGAGGUGUUCGCAGGACUGCAACGGCAAGAUGAAGCAGCCUCCAUUGCCAACGGCGUCUUCUUGGACCUCUGCGAGCGAGCCUGGCAGAGCCAGGGCCCGGGCGCUGCUGCGGGCCAGGUGACGCUCGGCGCCAGAGCCGUCUUCGACGCCUUGGCGCAGGCGUUGGAAGAGCGCUGGCCGCUGUUGCAGGCCUUGGAAGCGCCGGACAGCGAGGAGGAGCCGCCUCCAGUGACGGUCACCGCUGUGAAGGCGGUGCUCACCUCUCUGAGUACCAAGCUCGUGGAGGUCAUCGGCGAUGGUCGCACCGGAGCGCAGGUGGAUGAGGACACCGCCAACACGCGGGCGUCCAUGGCGGUGGGGCUUUUGGGCGUCUACGUCGAUGGCUUCGACCGCUUGGCGCAGUGCGCCGCCCUGCUGGGCCGCUGGGCCGAGGUGGCUGGGCACGAGGUGCUGCCCUGGCCACUUCUGCGUGAGGUGGUGCGCUUCGUGCUGCUGCGGCCCAUGGAGGACGACUCCAACGCGCUGGCGCCGCCGCAGAAGCAGCGGCCCUCCGAGGCAGUGCUCGCCGCAGACUCCAACGCGACAAGGCUGCUGCAGAUGCCCAGCACCUGGUCCCGGCGCCUUGAGAGCCAGGGCGCUUCGCAGCUGGCCGUUCCCUGGCUGGCGGCGGUGGACGAAGCCAAUGCGGCCUACUGGCGUCAGUGGGACCGCCUCAUUGACACUUUCGACAACACGUUGAAAGCAAGGAGUCAGGAGGCAUCAGCAGCUGGCAAUACCACAGGUUUCGACCCCUCCUUCCUGCAAGAGGUGAUGCAGCUGCACCAAGUCCUCCACGACGACCUGCCGGCCAAGUUCGCGUCCUUCCAGGCAGAUACCAUGCAGCAAGUGGGCCGCCUGCGAUCUUCUCAAAGCGAGUCUGCCUUUAGCACCGUCCUCAAAGAGAAGAUGAAGGACCCCAGGUGGUGCGCGUUGCUGGGCAUUCCUUCGGAGGCCUCGCUGAGGUCCGCAGCAGACUUCAUCGAGGGCUCCGCCGGUACGUCUGGGGUGCUCCCAGCAGCUGCAGCUGCCUUGGCCAGGGCGGAAGCCAAGGUCCGGGGAGUGGUCACAAGAUGCUGCGCCGAGCCAGUGUCGAAGAUCUUGCGGGCCUAUCCAGAGAUGCAGGAGUGGACGCGGCCUGACUCCGAUGAGGCCGCGCAUGGGCCUCUUCAGUGCAUCACACUGGUGCCAGAGCACCUCUUUUCCUUGAUGCCACAGCUGGAGAAGUCCCAGGAGAGCUCGCUGCAGUGGCUGCCGGCGAUCCUCGAGGCGUCGGUGGAUGUGGUGGUGGAGAAGGUGCUGCACAUCAAGCAGUUGAGCGCGGCGGGGGCACAACAGCUCUCCGUGGACUUGGAGUACCUCCGAAAGGUGCCAGAUGCCCUGGGCAGCACUGGAGGCACCGAGGCGGCCGCCACGCGCCUGCGGGAACUGCUGGAGACCGUGGAAUUCCUGGCGGCCCAGCAGCGACGGAAGAAGGAGUGCGCUGCCCAGGGCACAGCCUUCGUGGAGGAGAGCCGCGCCAUUGCGCGCUGGGCAGAGCGGCCUUUGCGUGCGGCCAUGGGCCUGUGAGCGCA